This is a messenger RNA of Penicillium alfredii, 807 nucleotides long. RefSeq lists its product as uncharacterized. NCBI's taxonomy places the organism in Eukaryota, Fungi, Ascomycota, Eurotiomycetes, Eurotiales, Aspergillaceae. The coding region runs from base 1 to 807 and encodes 268 amino acids. The transcript is spliced from 2 exons. The record is from RefSeq and is a predicted model, not a curated record.
AUGGCCUUCAAUCUGACCCUCGGGUCUUUUUUCCGGCCCUGGGUGGUGAUGAUGGUGUUGGCUCUGCUGCCAUUCGGCUCGGCUCAGUUCUGUUCGUUUUUCAAUAGUGGCUGUGUCGAUCCCCUCGCCCAAACGGCCGUGCGGUUCGACUUCCAACCGCUCUUCCCCGACCCCAUCACCCUCCAUUUCGGCUUCGAUGCCAGCGCCUCCGGCAAGGGCGAGGGCCCCAUGACCAAGCUGGCGUUCUGGCUUCGCUAUCGCCAUCGACAGGUCGACAGCGACGCCGUCGAUGCCAACCUCACCUCCGAGGUCGCCCUGCGGGUCGGCAAUCUGACGGGCACGCCAUCGGGACUCAAUAAUGGCUGUGAUGGGAUCUGGGGCCCGACCUGCUCUUCUGAUUUCAAGAGCGCGUUGAGGCAUACCAUGUACAAGCAGGCCCUGUCGGACGAGGACUAUCCCAAGCCGCUGGCGGCGGCCUUGGAUAAGAUGCUGCGAUCGCCGCCCAAGAUCUCGUGUCCGUCGCUCAUGUUCGAUGUUGACUCCAUUCCGGUGCAAGAAUUCGCCCAAGAACGAAUCCCUGGCCAAAAUGUCACCGUCAUGAGCCCGGGCUCGGGAAACUUCCCUUGGCAGGUGUGGUACCUCGAUAAUAUGACCGCCAACAAACAGGCAGUCCAAGUGGCCGUCGGCAUCGUCAGCCGUGGCCCGACUUCAAAUAGUGACCGGCCACGCAGUGCAAACGAUAUCCAGGUGGAGCUCGUCUGUGUGCAAGCUCCGUCAGGCCGACCAUCCAAGGGCUCCCAUGAUUAG